AAGCUCCAAAUGAGUAGCUCAAUCUUUUGGUCCUUGUCUUUCACUGUAAAUGGCAACUUAAAGCCGGUCCAAUGGAGAAAGGUGACAUAUUCUUCAAAUAAAUUGGCUGCACGCAAACUGUUUGAUGAAAUGGUUAAAAGAACAAGAGUUGCAGAUUUGUAUGUCACUGAAUGUGCAAAUGAAGCUGAAAUAGGUAUGGAAAGCAGUGGCAAUUUCAGAAAUUCUGAUGCAAGUGAUGAGCUAUUAGGAGAGUCUGUGAUGGAUUCUUUUGGUUGUGCUAGCAAUAAGAUGGAUGAGCAAUAUAUAAUUGAUCAGUUGAGAUACUGUAGCAGUGAAGGAAUUCUUGAGCUUGGCGAAUUAUACCAUGCUUUAACAAUUAAGACGGCUAUUUGGUUCAACAAGUUGGUAGCUACAGCCCUGCUUAAUAUGUAUGCCAAGUGUGGUAAAAUAGAGAGUACUGAGAUGAUAUUUGAUAGGAUGUCUUGCAUUGAUGUUGCUUCGUGUAAUAGCAUGAUUAGCGGGUAUGUAAGCAAUGGAAUGUUAUCUGAUGCCUUUGCUUUCUUUGUCAAUAUGGGCAAUCUAGAUAUCGCGCCAAACCACUACACCUACUCGAUAUUGUUAUCUGCUUGUGGAGGGCCUUCUAUACCUGUUCAAGUAGGAAAACAGUUGCAUGCUCAAAAUGUAAAACUGAAAUUUAUAUCACUUACGGUGGUGGCGAAUUCAGCUUUGACAAUGUACAUCAAGUUCAGAAUGAUUGAGGAGACUGAGAAUUUGUUCCUAGGACUUGCUAGUAGGAACCUUAUAUCUUGGACAGCAUUUAUAUCUGGACUGUACCAUCAAAAGGCCUUCUAUAAGGCAUUGACACAAUUCUGUUUGAUGAGAAAGAACAAUAUUGAACCUAAUGAAUACACCUUCUCUGUGGCCCUUGCAUGUGCAGCUUCUGCAGAAUAUCGUGAUUAUGGUUGCGCACUUCAUGCUCAGGUAAUUAAACAUGGAAUGAACUCAGAGUUAUUCGUUGGGACUGCUAUCAUAGAUAUGUACUCAAAAUGUGCAGAACUGGGUGAUGCUAGAAGACAGCUCGAGGAGAUGGGACAUAAAGCAUCUAGUGCAUCAUGGAAUGCAGUGAUCGCUGGACUUGUUCACAAUGGGGAGGUUGCUUCCGGAUUGGAGGUCUUCCAUAAGAUGCUAAAUAAUGAUAUAGCUUGUGAUGAAUAUACAUGUUCAGUUAGUCUGAAGGCCUGUUCGUCGCUGCCAUCCUUGGCAAUCUGCAAGCAGGUGCAUUCUCGGGUAGUUAAGGGGAUGUUUGAGACGAACCUGCAUGUGGCAAGCUCAUUAAUAGAAACAUAUGCACAAUGUGGCAAUUUAGAGGAUGCUGAGAAGGUUUUCUGUCUAACAUCUACACCAGAUGAUGUGACAUUUAACGCAAUGAUUAAAGUUUAUUCACAGUAUGGGAAUCCAAUGAAGGCUAUAUUCUUGUUUGAAAAGAUGGUGGAGAAAGGGGUAUCACCAACGAGUUUUACUUUCCUUGCUGUUAUUUCUGCUUGUAGCCAUUGUGGUUUAGUUCAACAAGGGAAAGAGUUUUUUGAGUCUAUGACAAGAGAUUACAGAAUUCCACCUGAAGAGAAUCACUAUAGCUGCAUGGUUGACCUACUGAGUAGAUCAGGGCAGUUAGAGAAUGCUUUCAAAUUCAUAAAGAAGUUGCCAAUUGAACCCAGUGCUCCAAUCUGGAGACCUUUUCUUGCAGGUUGCAAAUUUUACGGUAUCCUUGAACUGGCAGAGAUGGCGGCCAGUAAAAUAUUAGAGCAUGACCCCGGUGAUGCAUCUGUUUAUGUCACCCUCUCAAACAUGUAUGUUGAAGCAGGCAAGGCAAGUGAUGCACUCAAACAAAGAGAGCUGAUGAAGUCUAAGUUGGUCCAGAAGGAACCCGGUUGUAGCUGGGUGGAGGUGAAUGCAAAGAUUCAUAGAUUCUUUUCUGGUGAUACAAGCCAUAUAGAUAUGCCAAAAGUAUAUUGCAGAUUGGAAAACCUGAUGCAAAAGAUUCGGACUGAUUCUAACAAUUUAGCCAAAACAUCAGUACUUUAUCCAGAACCAGGUAAGGUAACAAAAGAGAAAUGCUUAUUUCACAGUGAACGGUUAGCAGUUUGCUUUGGCCUAUUGAACUUACCUGAGGGAACCACUAUACGUGUAUUCAAGAACAUUAGGAUCUGCUUUGACUGCCAUAUGACAAUGAAGCACAUCUCAAAGAUCACAAAUCGAGAUAUCACAAUACGAGAUAAUUACAGAUUUCAUCAUUUUAAGCAGGGCUGCUGUUCUUGUGGAGAUUUCUGGUGAUGUUUCAUCAAAUUAGAUCCUCUUUUUCACUGAACUCAUGUAACUCCGUGAUAGGACUAACAAGUUCUGUUAAUUUAAGAAAAAAACAAGCUCUUUGGUCAAAGUUGGCCUGAUAUUCCUUCAAAUUCUUUCCCGUGCCUAAACUAACUAUUCGGUGAUCCUAAUACUAGUGCUCCCGAUUACUUUUUUGCCUCUCUGUACAUUGACAUUGACAUGCUACUGUAUUGUAUUGUUUUGAUGAAUACAAUAUUUGGAUAGAUUG
Lycium barbarum (goji berry) is the source of this 2593-nucleotide messenger RNA. Its product is annotated as putative pentatricopeptide repeat-containing protein At3g23330. Bases 10 to 2331 code for a protein of 773 amino acids. Lineage: Eukaryota; Viridiplantae; Streptophyta; Magnoliopsida; Solanales; Solanaceae. The record is from RefSeq and is a predicted model, not a curated record. Gene Ontology annotation, molecular function: RNA binding; zinc ion binding; protein binding. The transcript has a single exon. Gene Ontology annotation, biological process: RNA modification.